GUCUGUUUAUCUCCUGAUUAGAAGUCUUUCGUGUCUUAUAUCACGAUCUGAACACAGAUAUUCCUGUUCUGUUACACACAGCAUACAGAGAUGAAGGCCGCCGUCUUUGUAUUUCUUGCCGUAGCUAUUGUGUACGUUUUAUCAGAGCGAUGCAACGUCCUGUCUAAUUGUGCCGAUACCAUAUGCAGCGGUAACGCCUCUCAUGUGGAAUGCGAGCAUCAUCAGUGCACGUGCAUUGCUAACCCAAUGUCUUGCAGUGACCGAAAUGAUUGCCACAUGUCGGAUUCGCGCAGAUGCCCAGACAAACACGAGGAGUUUCACUGCCUUGACGGGAUGUGUACCUGUCUGGAUUUACACUAAAGCUACCUGGAAUGGAAAAUAAGUUGAUCCCACGAAAAAGAACGUUUCACAAUCUAUUAAAUGUAUGCAACAUCUCAAUACAUAUUACGAUAAAAAUAAAUUAUUAAACACA
Ostrea edulis (European flat oyster) is the source of this 472-nucleotide messenger RNA. Its product is annotated as serine protease inhibitor Cvsi-2-like. Bases 91 to 360 code for a protein of 89 amino acids. The transcript is spliced from 3 exons. The record is from RefSeq and is a predicted model, not a curated record. NCBI's taxonomy places the organism in Eukaryota, Metazoa, Mollusca, Bivalvia, Ostreida, Ostreidae.